AUGCCUGUGCUAGGAUGCAGUCUUAGCUCGCAAGCCGGCCGCUUCCCUGAUGGUAGAAUACCUUAUCGGAUCAUGAAGCAGAUAACGAAACAGCUGCUGUCCGGCCUUGCUCUCCUACACGAAACUUGUGGAGUCAUUCAUACCGGUAGGCGGAUGCCGAGUGUGCUCCAGCUUGACGUGGCAAUCCCGGCUAAAGGGGCAAUAGAUCUGCAGCCAUCAAACAUCUGCUUUGAAGUCGAUCAAGCUCAGCUUCUACUCAUGGUUGAUAGGCAGACGGCGGAGCAAGUCACUCCAACGAUCAGCGAGGGUGACAUUGGCAGUGUCAGGAUCAUCGACCUCGGUGUUGCUUCUUGGGUUGAUCAUCACUUAAGCGACAACAUACAACCGGAACAUCUCCGAGCUCUAGAGAUCAUUCCAGAGGCUCCCUGGGGUCCACCUGUUGACAUCUGGAGCCUAGGUUGUCUGGUAAGGCAUGAAUCCAAUGAAGCACGAAUAUGCCUCGCAGACACGUUCGGAUGGAGCACUGCUAAGCGUAAAUUGCAGGUCAUCGAGUUCGUCAAAGGACAUGUGGCUUUCCCUGGAGCAGCUUCUCAGCACGAAUCAUGGGCGUCCGAGGAUGAUCAUCUAGCACAGUACAUGGAAGUCCUCGGUCCGAUGCCUCCUGAGCUUCUACAACGUGGCACGAAGACUCCUGAAUAUUUCGAUCAAAGCGGCAUGUUCUCCGCAGAUCUUUUACCAUUGCGUUGCACAGCUGACUCUUUGUCUCAAUCAGGUAAGCUCGUCAGGAUCCCAGAGCUCCAGAUCACGAGCUUGAGGGACUUCGUAGACGGCGCAGAAGGCCCAUUCCAACGGCCUCCGGACAUGUCGACCGAACAAGCCACCAAAUUCGUGAACUUUCUUAGUGGCGCAUUGACUCUUGACCCAGACUGCCGCAAACGAGCGACCGAGUUGCUACAGCACGAGUGGCUGCAAGACUUGUAA
Molecule: messenger RNA, 981 nt
Organism: Recurvomyces mirabilis
Lineage: Eukaryota; Fungi; Ascomycota; Dothideomycetes; Mycosphaerellales; Teratosphaeriaceae
Exons: 3
Coding region: 1-981 (326 amino acids)
Biological process (GO): peptidyl-serine phosphorylation; spliceosomal complex assembly; regulation of mRNA processing
Molecular function (GO): protein serine/threonine kinase activity; ATP binding
Source: RefSeq, a predicted model, not a curated record